Patiria miniata (bat star) is the source of this 5598-nucleotide messenger RNA. RefSeq names its product protein CASC3-like. The record is from RefSeq and is a predicted model, not a curated record. Gene Ontology annotation, cellular component: exon-exon junction complex. Bases 34 to 2571 code for a protein of 845 amino acids. Gene Ontology annotation, molecular function: mRNA binding. NCBI's taxonomy places the organism in Eukaryota, Metazoa, Echinodermata, Asteroidea, Valvatida, Asterinidae. The transcript is spliced from 11 exons. Gene Ontology annotation, biological process: mRNA processing.
GCACAGCGGCUUUCUAAGAAAACAGAAAUCAAAAUGGCUGACACUAGAAGACGGCGCGAAGUGCGACGCCGACAAGAUGAUGGGGAGACUGCAGGUACGGAGGAAGGUGGUGCUAAUCUUUCUGUACAUGGCGAUGCAGGUUCACAGUCAGAUGCAGAAAGUGACACCAUAUUUGAUAAGGAAGAAGAAGACACUGAUGAGUAUGAGAGUGCUGAGGAAGUACAUGGAGAGCAGGAAGAAGGGGCUUCUGAGGGGGAACCGAGGCAUCAGUCUUCAGGAGCCGAGGAUGGAGAUGAUAGGGACAGUGAAAAGGAGGAAGGGGAGAAAGGUGUGGAAGGAGAGAUUGACAGAGAAGAUGUCAGCGAUGAAGAAAAUCCUGAGGAUGCAGAUGAGGAGAAUGAAGCCGACAAAAAGCUGGAUGCUGAUCAGGACUUGAAGAACCCUGCCUAUAUCCCCAGAAAAGGCCCUUACUUCAUGCACGAUGUCCGGUCAAUGGAAGUUGAAGAAGACAAAGAGAAAGAAAGACCGGGGAAUGACAAGAAAUUGUGGAAGGAGGACAACACAUGGCUACAUGACAAAUACAUUGAGGAAGAACAGGUGCCUAAGCCGCGGGGAGAAAUGAUGAGCGUCUAUGGCUACGACGUCCGCAGCUCCAAUGAACCACCCAAGACUGGGCAGUCACGACAACAACGAAAGUCUCCAAGAGGUCAACAUCAAGGCCGUCGGAGAUACAACCUUGGAGAAAGCUUAAACAAUCGAGAACAGUCUUACAAAGGAGAUGGUUACAGCAAUAAAAGACAGCAACCUCAUAGGCGAGAACCUUCCCGAGAAGACUGGAAUGACAACAACGUGCCACCUACAUCAAUAGAGACCAAUCAACAGCUUCUACAAAACAAUGAUGAUCAAGGCGGAAGAAAUGGUGAAGAACCCCCUGGGAAUUACACUCGGGAGCGUCGCUGGUCUGGAAGGUCAAGAGGUCGUGGGAGAGGUCGUGGGGCUAGGGGUCAGGGACGGGAGAGUUAUGAUCGUGGUCAGAAUACACCUGAGCCAGCAACGAUACCCCAUAAGACGGAAUGGAUAAAUAGCAGCUCUGGGUCAAAUCGACGAGAACAGGGUGUGGGACAGAAGAAAGACUGGCAUCAUCGAAUGCCAGAGUCUGACAGACAGCAGAAAGUGCCUGCCCAAGAAGACUUCCCAGCCCUGGGCUCAUCUUACAUGAAGCAGAAAGCAGAAAGGCAACAGCCAAGAGAAGCCAGGUCCUACCAGAGGGAUCGUCCCCAGAGGGGAACGGACAGACAAGAACCAAGCCGGGAGAGUGGGGAAGGAGAUUGGGCUAAGGCUGUGGCUAAGACUGGCAGAAGUAACGUGAAUGCAAAGAGACAGGAAGGAUUAUUACAAGCUGGCUCAUCACCUCCUGGCAAGUCACAGGGUCUGCUGCCGACGCCUUCCUCAGCAGAAGUAAGAGUUGACCAAUCUGAAGACAGCUUACCAAUAGCAGAGAGAAUGCAGGGUGAUAAGAGAGAGCCCUUGAAGCCAAAGCGCUAUUCCUCCCAACGCCAACGCCAACCAGCUGACACCCCGCCCAUCACCCAGGCCCCUCCCAUCAGCCAAGCCACACCUGUCUUACAUCCCCCAACAUUCUACAAGAGUGAGCUCAAGGGUCCUCCCCCACCUGGCUACAGUCGCCAGGGUAACACACCUCCAGCCACUAGCUCUCCGCAGCACAGCAGGGGAGGUGGGGGUGGCACACCCCCUCACACACUACCCAACACAUCAGUGUCCAUACAUGGUGGAGCAACACCUCCAGGGAUGGGUGUUGUCCCGUCCUCCCAAGCGCCUCCCACCAUUAUACCAGGGGGCGUGAUGCCACAGGGAAUCAUCUUGCAAGGAGAUGUGCCGAUACAUCCAGGCAUACAACACCCCUCCCCAACCCACAUAGCCAACCCGUCAGUUAUCCACCCCGUGGCACUGAGGCCUCAGCAACCCCUUCCCCAAGGCGGUUUUGCCCCACCUCCACAUUUCAACUAUGUCAACUACGGGGCUUCACCAGGCCAGCAAUAUCAGCUCAAUAACCCAGUCCAGAUGCAGCAAUUUCCCCAGGUCACUCUGCCGAGCAUAACCCCCCACUCCCAGCCUCCUCCCCUCCAACCUGGUCCCAUACCCACCCUACCCCCACCUAUGCUACCCCAGCAGACCCCUGCACCCCAGGUGCCACCCCUACCCCAGGGGGGCAGUGCAUCCAUACCCCCAGCAGCAGGGCCAGGUCAGCCCCCAUCACAGACCUUUGGAGGUGUGACAUAUUACUCCCCUGCGCAGCAGCAACAAGGGGUCAAGAGAGUCCAGACCAAGAGACAGGUCAAUCCUAUCCGCAUUGAGGAGCCUCCGCAGCGAUCAAAGCGAUCAGAGCAGUCCCAAGAGGAUCAAGAAGACACUGUGCAGCAGCAACAGCAGCAGCAGCAGCAGCAGCAGCAGCAGCAGGAGCAACAACAGCAACAACAGCAACAACAAGGCCUUCAAUUACAACAGCAGCAACAUCAGCCGCUGCAAGUAAUAGAAGGGGGCACGACAUAGCAUCUGCAGUGAAACUGGCCACCAUUUACAGUUGGUAUAAGGGAACUUAUUCAUUUUAAUUUGCAUUACAUGUCAUCAAUUAACUCUUUGAGUACAGUGCACCUGUUUAAGACGAAGAGCUUAUAUAUUGAUUUAAAUGUCAGUGCUCAUUGUUUAAUUCCAUUUAAUUAAGGCAAUUAAUUAUCUGUAAAAAGAGUUAACUUGACCGUUUUAAUACCCUUUAGUGCUUCAGAGUAGCAAAUCAAAUAUUCUUGGGGCUGUUUUUAAACUAUUCCUUUUUUAGAAUUAAAUAAGUAUUUGUUGCCUUUGUGUAGCUCCAAUUUUUUUCCUACUUCACCGCUGGUUGUACUUUUUACUUAUUGUAAAAAACAAUGCAUUUAAAAAAAAAUUGAUUUUAGAGAAAAUGAAAGAUUAUUUCUAACCAAAGCAAACCCCUGCCUUGGACAUCCUGAGUUAUGAUUCAAACCCUAACAUCUGUUUCAGAUCGGCAGUCCAAACAACUUCUGAAUACAGUAAACUUUGGCUAAGUUGGCACUCUCGGGACCCGAGAAUUUGUGACGACUUACGCGAAUGCCGAUAUCUGCUGUAAGUCGUCAUUUUGCCGACUUACAUGAAUGGCCUUUUUGCACACACGAUUCAUUGCACUAAUUGGCUUUGAUUUACACUGGUUUAUCUCCUUAAUGCUUGCGUUGAAUCCUGCAAAUUAAUUGAUAGUGGAGACCACGAUACAAAUGUACGUGCCGUAGAGGUUCUUUAUUAUACAGCUCAAUGGUACGUGCACAGUAACGAAUUAAAUGCAUGUGUGGUCCGGUAUAUACCACGCACGCAUUGACUGCAGCACUAGUCAUUCAAUAAGACAACCCCCAAAAUGGACAGAGUUCAUGCGUACAGCCUAGAGGGGGAACUGUUUGAUAUGCUCACGAUGUAUAUGCGAUGUAUGCAGUAGGACACCCUUUUUCGACACCGAUGCAUGCAGCGAUCACGGGCCGUGCAAAACCUCUUUUCACUCGACGUGUGAUUUGUUGAAUUCCGACUUUUUUACACAAAGGAUUUUGUAAUGCUUUUUAUGGAAAGGGGACCGAGAGUAACACGACGAUUUGAGCGAAAUGGCUACUUAUAAAAUCUGACUUAAAAAUAAAAAAAUCAAUGGAAAUGAAUUAUGGACAAUCGGGACUUUAGUCAGACGGCCGACUUGAGCAAUUUGACGAGUUGUACGAUGUCGGUUUAGCCGGAGUUUACUGUAAUUGUCAAAGCAUCAUUUAAAAUAGUUAAAAGAAUGAUCCCAGCAUCAAUGGAAAAUUAACAUAAAAGUGGGUAUACCUGCGUGAAACCAAAGUCUGUUUAAUAGUUAACCUGUGUAGGUCAGUACCACUCUGCAACGCCAGUCUCAAGUAGGUGGCACAUCUUGCAGCAAGGAUUUUCUCCCAAAUGUGAUAAUCAAGAGCUAAGUGGCCAAGAGAUGUAUGGUUCAUUAAGUUUUUCUCUGUUGUGUAUGCUUCACCAAUGUUUAUCCUUAAAAAUAAACCUUAGUAGGGGGGGGGGUGGUCCCCAUUAUGUACAUUUGCUUUUGCUGUAAUUUUGGAAUGGAUGGUAUUUUAUAGCAAAUAUCGUUCAACUGACUUGCUUAAAGUUUUGUGUUCGCGUAUGCCAGAAAACAUAAAAAAUACUGUUCUUGUAGGCUGGUUCCCUGACCCGGUGCUUCAGACAGAACUGAACAAUUUAUAAUCAUCAGGGUAUUGUCGGGUGAGGGAACCAGACUAGUUGGCUUGCGCCCCUUUCGCAGAAGACAGCAGCAGAACCCUUUGAGGAAUGGCGCAUACGGUCUGCAAGAACCCAACGACUGCAAAGGAAGCAAAGACCAGAGACUCCAAAUGCUGCCCAUGUUUGCAACAUCAUUCUGUGGCCGGCCAUGUGUAUCAUUUGGCCUCAUCAGUCAUCAGCCAAGUCACCGUCACAUUGAGAUAACAAUUGCACACUCUGCCAAAUGUGGGCCAACUAAAUUCGGUCAAUGGGGGCAGUAUUUGAAAAAAGCCAUUUUCUUUCAACAAAUCACUGGACAAAUAUACAAAAUUCCACUUUUCUUCAAAAUGACAGCACACCAGCUACCAUGAUUUCACACAAUGUGUGAGACUACUAUUUACUGACAGUCAAGUAAGGCAUUUCAUUAUUAUUGGGUAGUAUUGCUUUUAAUGUUUGCCAGUGCUGUACACUACCUUUAAUUCAUAAUCCCCAGGGCAUUUUUUUUCUGAGAAAUCUUGCAGGAUACUCCAAAAUCCACCACUUGCAGGAAUGUGACAGCAUGUACUGAAACCUAUGAGGAGCAUCAAGCAAUGUAAAGAUAUGUCAUAAUUUUCUUUGGCAACAAUCAUGAUUUUUUUUGUAGAAUAUUUUUUAUGAUUUUGAAAUGUUGAGUGGUUUUACUAUUUACGGUUAGUUUCAAAUUUUCUCUGCCUUAUUCAUACUGUACUCUCUUUCGGAAAUGCAACAUUCAGCUAAUUUUGUCCCCUCAUUGUUUGGAGCACCCUUCUCCAAGGUUGGGGUGGGGGAGAAUGCUCCAUAAAUAUGACACCCAUUUCUUUGGCUUUACGUUUUGUGCAGGUUUUGAUAAGUGAAAAAUUCGACCCAGUGUUCUGUACUGUUGAUUAGGCCUAAUGAAGUUUGUGAAAUCACUUGAGCUAACCCAAACAGCACAGUGCUAACAUAAUCUAGUCAGUCUAGAUAAGAGAUCUAUGAAACGAUGAGAAUGGAUAUGGUUUGUACCUGGGUUAGGCCCAAAGCCAAUCUCGAAAAACGAUUACAAAAUGGAAAGAUACAGCACAUGAAAGUCUGUUGUACAGAUAUCAAUAGGAUGCAGAAAAAAAUGGUUAGUGCAAACUUCUAUGAAACAUUAAUUAAAAGAAAGAUGUUUUCAGCAAUCGAAAACGCUGGUAGAACUUCCUGUUGAACUUCAUUAGUCAAUUUUUACACAAGUGAAUAAAGUAUGUGAAUUUACCACAAGUUUACUCAAUUUGGGUUGUGUUUUGGGAA